AUGAAGACCUUUGGUGCCGCGACCCUCAUUACCGCCUUGCUCGCCGCGAGUGAAGGAGCAAAUGCCUUCACCAAGACCAACACCACCCCGCUGAAAAAGGUAGCAGGAAGCAAGGGUAUCCUCAUUGGGUCCGGGGCUAUCAAUCCGAAUUAUCUCAAUGAUACUUUAUUUGCGACCGUCCUUGCCGAUCAGUUUCAAAGUCUCGCUCCCGAGAAUGAGUUGAAGUGGACAUUCAUACACCCGACCCCAAACCACUACAAUUGGAACGCAACCGACCGCCUUGUCAGCUUCGCGGAGAAGCACGACAUGGUGGUGAAGGGGCAUGGGCUCAUCUCGAGCUGCUGCAACCCCGAUUACCUGCUCAACAUCACCGAUCCCAAACAAUUCCGUGCCGCCAUGGUCACUCAUUUUGAAGCGAUCAUGCACCGAUACGCCGGCAAGAUGGAUCGGUGGGACGUUGUCACCGAGGCUCUUAAGUCUAUGGGUGGUGGUCUACAGGCCAAUGACUUCUACAAGGUGCUUGGACCUGGAUACAUUGCAGACGCCUUUCAUAUCGCUAGGGCAGCGGGCCCAGACGCCAAGUUGUUUCUCAGCGAGAAUUUGGUCGAGUCGCUUCCCGGUAAGCGUCAAGAGCUCUACGAUCUAGUCUCUGGACUUGUAUCAGACAAAGUCCCGAUCGACGGAAUCGCUCUACAGAUGCACGUUACCGAAGUAGCUCCGAUCCCUGGUGUGAUUACGGAUAUAAUCAAAUCUUACAAUUCUCUUGGAUUGGAGGUAUCCAUCUCAGAGAUGGAUGUCCAUACCCUGAACACCACCCUCGAAACUGAUAUCUACAGCGCCGUCCUCACUGAGGCCCUCGACGCUGGAGUCACCGAUAUCACCUUCUGGGGAUUCACCGAUAAGCAUGCCUACACCUGGGUCAAGGGCGCAAAGCCAUUGAUGUUCGACGAGUACUACAACCCUAAGGGUGAAUUCUACGCUACCCAUACUGCCCUGACCAGCUUCGACAACAAGACACGCGCCAACUGA
Molecule: messenger RNA, 1029 nt
Organism: Aspergillus tubingensis
Lineage: Eukaryota; Fungi; Ascomycota; Eurotiomycetes; Eurotiales; Aspergillaceae
Product: endo-1,4-beta-xylanase
Exons: 1
Coding region: 1-1029 (342 amino acids)
Biological process (GO): carbohydrate metabolic process
Molecular function (GO): hydrolase activity, hydrolyzing O-glycosyl compounds
Source: RefSeq, a predicted model, not a curated record